AGCGCUGCGGAAGCGGUUCCGGAGUCAGCGGCGGCAGGAUGGCGGCCGACACGCAGGUUUCUGAGACACUGAAGCGCUUUGCGGGGAAGGUGACGACAGCCAGCGUGAAGGAGCGGAGAGAAAUCCUUGGUGAACUGGGCAAGUGUGUUGCUGGAAAAGAUCUGCCAGAGGGAGCAGUGAAAGGGCUGUGCAAGUUGUUCUGCUUGACUCUGCAUCGAUACAGAGAUGCAGCCUCUCGUCGAGCCCUGCAGGCAGCCAUCCAGCAGUUGGCUGAGGCUCAGCCGGAGGCCACUGCUAAGAACCUCCUGCACUCCCUACAAUCUUCAGGCAUUGGCUGCAAAACAGGAGUUCCCAGUAAGAGCAGUGGCUCGGCCGCCUUGCUGGCCCUGACCUGGACCUGCCUUCUGGUGCGUAUCGUCUUUCCCUCGAAAGGCAAACGCCAAGGAGACACCUGGAACAAACUGGUGGAGGUUCAGUGUCUGCUACUGUUGGAGGUGCUGGGCGGCUCCCACAAGCACGCUGUGGAUGGUGCCUUGAAGAAACUAACGAAACUAUGGAAAGAGAACCCCGGGCUGGUGGAGCAGUACUUGUCCGCCAUUCUCAGCUUGGAACCCAACCAGAACUAUGCUGGCAUGCUGGGGCUGCUGGUGCAGUUCUGCACCAACCACAAGGAGAUGGAUGUGGUCAAUCGGCACAAGAGUGUUCUGCUGGAUUUCUAUAUGAAGAAUGUCCUGAUGAGCAAAGUGAAGCCGCAGAAGUACCUGCUGGAUAACUGCACCCCUCUGCUCCGGUACAUGUCCCACUCGGAAUUUAAGGAGCAGAUACUACCUACUAUACAGAAGUCCUUACUGCGGAGCCCGGAGAAUGCCAUUGAAACUAUCUCCAGUCUGCUGGCAUCAGUGACCCUUGAUCUCAGCCAGUAUGCCCUGGACAUUGUCAAAGGACUGGCUGGUCAGCUGAAAUCCAACAGCCCUCGCCUGAUGGAUGAAGCGGUGCUGGCGCUGCGGAACCUGGCCCGCCAGUGCAGUGACUCCUCAGCCAUGGAGGCCCUGACCAGGCAUCUGUUCGCAAUCCUUGGAGGCUCGGAAGGAAAACUGACCAUUGUAGCCCAGAAGAUGAGCGUCCUCUCAGGAAUUGGAAGCAUCAGUCAGCACGUGGUGUCUGGGCCUUCCAGUCAAGUGCUGAAUGGGACUGUGGCUGAGCUGUUUAUUCCGUUUCUCCAGCAAGAAGUUCACGAAGGCACCUUGGUACAUGCCGUGUCUGUCCUGGCUCUCUGGUGUAACCGAUUCACCACAGAAGUGCCCCGGAAGCUCACCGACUGGUUCAAGAAAGCGUUCAGCCUUAAGACGUCCACCUCCGCAGUGAGGCAUGCCUACCUGCAGUGCAUGCUGGCCUCCUUCCGAGGUGAUACACUUCUGCAGGCGCUGGACUUGGUGCCCUUGCUCAUCCAGACAGUGGAGAAGGCAGCCUCCCAAAGCACUCAGGUUCCCACGGUCACCGAGGGCGUUGCCGCAGCCCUGCUGCUCUCCAAGCUCUCAGUCGCUGACGCACAAGCAGAGACCAGACUGAGCAGUCUCUGGCAGCUGAUUGUGGAUGACAAGAAGCAGAUUUUCACGUCUGAGAAAUUCCUGCUUAUGGCUUCAGAGGAUGCUUUGUGCACCGUGUUGCAGCUCACAGAGAGACUUCUUCUCGACCACCCGCAUAGACUGACCGGCAACAGCGUCCAGCAGUACCACCGGGCCCUGGUGGCCGUGCUCCUGAGCCGGACCUGGAAUGUGCGCAGGCAAGCGCAGCAGACUGUCCGGAAGCUGCUCUCCUCCCUCGGGGGCUUUAAGCUGGCUCACGGACUGCUGGAGGAGAUGCAGGCUGUCCUGAGCUCUCACAAGCUGCUGCCCUUAGAUGCUCCAGUGACUGAAGCUGGGGAAGUGACUGAGACGGGCAAGGCGUACGUGUCCCCACGAGUCCUGCAGGAGGCUCUUUGUGUCAUCUCUGGAGUGCCAGGGCUCAAGGGAGAUGCCACCAACACCGAACAACUGGCGCGGGAGAUGCUGAUUAUCUCCCAUCACCCGUCCUUAGUGGCAGUGCAGUCGGGACUGUGGCCAGCGCUUCUUGCCAGGAUGAAGAUUGAUCCCGAAGCCUUCAUCACCAGGCACCUGGAUCAGAUCAUUCCCAGGAUCACCACACAGAAUCCACUUAAUCAGUCUUCCAUGAACGCCAUGGGCUCCCUUUCCAUCCUGUCCCCGGAUCGUGUCCUGCCACACCUCAUCAGCACCAUCACUGCCUCCGUGCAGAAUCCAGCGUUCUGUCUGGUGACGCGGGAGGAGUUUGCCAUCAUGCAGACCCCUGCCGGGGAGCUGUACGACAAAUCCAUCAUCCAGAGUGCCCAGCAGGACAGUAUCAAAAAGGCCAAUAUGAAGCGAGAGAACAAAGCUUAUUCCUUCAAGGAGCAGAUCAUUGAACUGGAGCUGAAGGAGGAGAUAAAGAAGAAGAAAGGCAUCAAAGAGGAGGUGCAGCUGACCAGUAAGCAGAAGGAGAUGCUGCAGGCCCAGCUGGACAAGGAGGCGCAGAUACGCAGGCGGCUGCAAGAGCUGGACGGGGAACUGGAGACUGCUCUUGGAUUGUUGGACUCCAUCCUGGCCAAGAACCCCUCAGCCCUGACUCAGUACAUUCCGGUUUUGGUGGACUCUUUCUUACCCUUGCUGAAAUCUCCGCUGGCUGCCCCCAGGAUCAAGAACCCUUUCCUGGCCUUGGCUGCCUGUGUGAUGCCCCCGAGACUCAAGGCUUUGGGCACUUUGGUGAGCCAUGUGACGCUGCGCCUGCUGAAGCCAGAGUGUGCUCUUGAUAAGUCCUGGUGCCAGGAAGACCUGCCAGUGGCUGUGAAGAGGGCCGUGACUCUGCUGCAUACCCACACCACCCCCAGCAGGAUGGGCAAGGGCGAGCCAGGUGCUGCGCCCUUGUCCGCACCAGCCUUCUCCUUAGUCUUCCCGUUGCUGAAGAUGGUGCUGACUGAGAUGCCCCACCACAGUGAGGAGGACGAGGAGCGAAUGGCCCAGAUUCUUCAGAUCCUCACCGUGCACUCCCAGCUGAGGGCCUCCCCUGGCACCCCGCCUGGCCGUGUGGAUGAGAAUGGCCCGGAAUUGCUGCCUCGAGUGGCCAUGCUGCGUCUCCUGACGUGGGUGAUCGGGACAGGCUCCCCCCGCCUUCAGGUCCUGGCAGCAGACACCCUGACCACCCUGUGUGCCAGCAGCAGCGGCGAGGAGGGCUGUGCCUUUGCAGAGCAAGAGGAGGUGGACGUGCUGCUCAGUGCCUUGCAGUCCCCAUGUGCCAGCGUGCGGGAGACUUCACUCCGGGGGCUGAUGGAACUGCACAUGGUGUUGCCAGCACCUGAUACUGACGAGAAGAAUGGCUUGAACCUUCUGCGGAGGCUCUGGGUGGUCAGGUUUGACAAGGAGGAGGACAUCAGGAAGCUGGCUGAGAGGUUGUGGUCGACCAUGAACCUCAAUCUGCAGCCAGACCUCUGCUCCUUGCUGAUUGAUGAUGUAAUCUAUCAUGAGGCAGCUGUGAGGCAGGCUGGAGCUGAUGCCCUCUCUCAGGCGGUGGCAUGUUACCAGCACAAGGCAGCAGAGGUGAUGGGCAGGCUCAUGGAGAUCUACCAGGAGAAGCUCUAUCGGCCACCGCCAGUGCUGGAUGCUUUGGGACGAGUUAUUUCUGAAUCUCCUCCAGAUCAGUGGGAAGCCAGGUGUGGCUUGGCCUUGGCCCUGAAUAAACUCUCCCAGUAUUUGGACAGUUCUCAGGUGAAGCCACUCUUUCAGUUUUUUGUCCCUGAUGCUCUCAAUGACCGAAACCCAGAUGUCCGAAAGUGCAUGUUAGAUGCAGCCCUUGCAACACUGAACACCCAUGGAAAGGAGAAUGUCAACUCGCUGCUGCCAGUAUUUGAGGAAUUCCUGAAGAAUGCGCCCAAUGAUGCCAGCUAUGAUGCCGUGCGGCAGAGUGUGGUGGUUCUGAUGGGCUCUCUGGCAAAGCACCUGGACAAGAGCGACCCCAAAGUGAAGCCCAUUGUUGCCAAGCUUAUUGCUGCCCUCUCCACACCCUCCCAGCAGGUGCAGGAGUCCGUGGCGAGCUGCCUGCCGCCCCUUGUGCCAGCCAUCAAGGAGGAUGCCGGGGGGAUGAUCCAAAGGCUCAUGCAACAGCUUUUGGAGUCAGACAAGUAUGCAGAGCGCAAAGGGGCCGCCUACGGCCUGGCAGGCCUGGUGAAGGGCCUGGGCAUCCUGUCACUGAAGCAGCAGGAAAUGAUGGCAGCGCUGACUGAUGCCAUCCAGGACAAGAAGAACUUCCGCCGGCGAGAGGGAGCCCUGUUUGCCUUUGAGAUGCUCUGCACCAUGCUGGGCAAGCUUUUCGAGCCCUAUGUGGUUCAUGUGCUGCCCCACCUGUUGCUUUGCUUCGGGGACGGAAACCAGUACGUGCGUGAGGCUGCAGAUGAUUGUGCCAAAGCUGUAAUGAGCAACCUGAGUGCUCACGGGGUGAAGCUGGUGCUCCCCUCCCUGCUGGCGGCCCUGGAGGAGGAGUCCUGGAGGACCAAAGCCGGGUCAGUGGAACUGCUUGGGGCCAUGGCAUACUGUGCUCCCAAGCAGCUGUCGUCCUGCCUGCCCAACAUUGUGCCCAAGCUCACAGAGGUGCUGACAGACUCCCACGUCAAAGUUCAGAAGGCGGGACAGCAGGCCCUCCGGCAGAUUGGCUCUGUCAUCAGGAACCCGGAGAUUCUGGCCAUUGCCCCAGUGCUGCUGGACGCCCUGACGGACCCCUCAAGAAAGACCCAGAAGUGCCUGCAGACCCUACUGGACACCAAGUUUGUCCAUUUCAUUGAUGCCCCAUCCCUGGCGCUCAUCAUGCCCAUCGUCCAGAGAGCCUUCCAGGACCGUUCUACAGACACACGGAAGAUGGCAGCGCAGAUUAUUGGCAACAUGUACUCCCUGACAGAUCAGAAGGACUUGGCUCCUUACCUGCCCAGUGUAACACCUGGUCUGAAAGCCUCUCUUCUGGACCCCGUGCCUGAGGUGCGCACUGUGUCUGCCAAGGCUCUGGGGGCCAUGGUGAAGGGCAUGGGAGAGUCCUGUUUUGAGGACUUGCUGCCGUGGCUGAUGGAGACGCUGACCUAUGAACAGAGUUCUGUGGAUCGUUCUGGUGCUGCACAAGGGUUGGCUGAGGUCAUGGCUGGCUUGGGAGUAGAGAAGUUGGAGAAGCUGAUGCCAGAAAUUGUGGCUACAGCCAGUAAAAUGGACAUUGCACCUCAUGUUCGAGAUGGCUACAUUAUGAUGUUCAACUACCUGCCCAUCACCUUUGGGGACAAGUUCACUCCCUAUGUGGGACCCAUCAUCCCCUGUAUCCUCAAAGCUCUGGCAGAUGAGAAUGAGUUUGUGCGUGACACUGCCCUGCGUGCAGGCCAGCGGGUCAUCUCCAUGUACGCCGAGACGGCUAUCGCGUUGCUGCUGCCCCAGCUGGAGCAAGGCCUCUUUGACGACCUCUGGAGAAUUCGGUUCAGUUCCGUUCAGCUCCUCGGGGAUCUCCUGUUCCACAUCUCGGGGGUCACUGGGAAGAUGACAACAGAAACUGCCUCUGAGGAUGAUAACUUUGGGACCGCACAAUCCAACAAGGCUAUCAUCACUGCCCUGGGAGUGGAUCGCCGGAACCGGGUGCUAGCAGGGCUGUACAUGGGCCGCUCCGACACCCAGCUGGUGGUGCGGCAGGCAUCCCUGCACGUCUGGAAGAUUGUCGUCUCCAAUACCCCUCGCACCUUGCGAGAGAUCCUGCCUACCCUCUUUGGGCUCCUGCUGGGUUUCCUGGCCAGCACUUGUGCAGAUAAAAGAACGAUUGCAGCGAGGACACUGGGUGAUCUCGUGCGGAAGUUAGGGGAGAAGAUCCUCCCCGAGAUCAUCCCCAUCCUCGAAGAGGGCCUGAGGUCCCCGAAGAGUGACGAGAGGCAGGGCGUGUGCAUCGGCCUGAGCGAGAUCAUGAAGUCCACCAGCCGCGACGCUGUGCUGUAUUUCUCAGAGUCCCUUGUGCCCACGGCCAGGAAGGCUUUGUGUGACCCGCUGGAGGAGGUCCGCGAGGCGGCCGCCAAGACCUUCGAGCAGCUGCACUCCACCAUUGGCCACCAGGCUCUAGAGGACAUCCUCCCGUUUUUACUGAAGCAGCUGGAUGACGACAAGGUGUCGGAAUUUGCCCUGGAUGGUCUGAAGCAAGUUAUGGCCAUUAAGAGCCGCGUGGUGCUGCCUUACCUCGUGCCCAAGCUGACAACUCCACCUGUCAACACGCGAGUGUUGGCUUUCCUUUCAUCCGUGGCAGGCGACGCCCUGACCCGCCAUCUUGGAGUGAUCCUCCCGGCAGUCAUGUUGGCCCUGAAGGAGAAGCUUGGGACUCCCGAUGAGCAACAGGAGAUGGCCAAUUGUCAGGCUGUGAUCCUCUCUGUGGACGACGACACUGGGCACCGGAUCAUCAUCGAGGAUCUGCUGGAAGCCACUCGUAGCCCUGAGGUGGGCAUGAGGCAGGCUGCUGCCAUCAUCCUCAACAUGUACUGUUCCCGCUCCAAGGCUGACUACACCAGCCACCUGCGGAGCCUGGUCUCGGGCCUGAUCCGCCUCUUCAAUGAUUCCAGCCCCGUGGUUCUCGAGGAGAGCUGGGAUGCCCUGAAUGCCAUCACAAAGAAGCUGGAUGCUGGCAACCAGCUGGCACUGAUCGAAGAGCUGCACAAAGAAAUCCGGUUCGUGGGGAAUGAGAGCAAAGGGGAGCACGUGCCAGGAUUCUGCCUUCCCAAGAAGGGAGUAACCUCCAUCCUGCCAGUGUUGCGGGAGGGAGUGCUGACUGGCAGCCCCGAGCAGAAAGAGGAAGCAGCCAAAGCCCUGGGCCUGGUGAUCCGCCUUACCUCGGCCGACGCCCUGCGGCCCUCGGUGGUCAGCAUCACUGGUCCUCUCAUCCGCAUCCUGGGCGACCGCUUCAGCUGGAACGUAAAGGCAGCCUUGCUGGAGACCCUCAGCCUCCUGUUGGGCAAGGUGGGGAUUGCCCUGAAGCCUUUCCUGCCCCAGCUGCAGACCACGUUCACCAAGGCUCUGCAGGACACCAACCGAGGGGUGCGCCUCAAGGCCGCUGAUGCACUGGGGAAGCUCAUUUCCAUCCACGUCAAGGUGGACCCCCUCUUCACAGAGCUGCUCAAUGGGAUCCGUGUCAUGGAGGACCCAGGCAUCAGGGACACCAUGCUGCAGGCCCUGAGAUUUGUCAUUCAGGGAGCAGGCGCCAAAGUGGAUGCUGCCAUCCGGAAAAGCAUCAUCUCGCUCCUGCUGAGCAUGCUGGGACAUGAUGAGGACAACACUCGAAUCUCCUCGGCAGGGUGCCUUGGCGAGCUGUGUGCCUUUUUGACAGAAGAGGAGCUUAGCAAUGUUCUUCAGCAGUGCUUGCUGGCGGAUGUGUCUGGCAUUGACUGGAUGGUUCGGCAUGGCCGGAGCCUGGCACUCUCCGUGGCUGUGAACGUGGCUCCCGGCAGACUCUGUGCAGGCAGAUACGGCAAUGAAGUACAGGAGAUGAUCCUCAGCAGUGCCAUGGCAGACAGGAUCCCCAUUGCAGUGAGCGGGGUCCGGGGCAUGGGCUUCCUGAUGAGGUACCACAUUGAGACUGGAGGAGGACAGUUGCCGGCCAGACUCUCCAGUCUGUUCAUUAAGUGUCUGCAGAACCCAUCCAGUGACAUCAGGCUGGUGGCUGAGAAGAUGAUCUGGUGGGCAAACAGGGACCCACUGCCUGCCCUGGAUCCCCAGACCAUCAAGCCCAUCCUGAAGGCCCUUCUUGACAACACCAAGGACAAGAACACGGUUGUGAGGGCCUACAGCGACCAGGCGAUCGUCAACCUCCUCAAGAUGCGCCAAGACGAAGAAGUCUUUCAGGCCGUCUCCAAGAUCCUAGAUGUGGCCAGUUUGGAAGUUCUGAGUGAAUGUAAUCGGAGGUCGCUGAAGAAGCUGGCCAGCCAGGCUGACCCCACGGAGCAAGUGGAUGACACCAUUCUGACAUGAUAGGCCUGGGCUGCGCCGCAGCGCUUCAGCUCCGCAUCCCUGCUCAAUGUUUUCAUUUUUGAAAAUCACGCUUGUUCCGAUGGGGAGCUUGGGGCUGGUGUUCCCAGGAAGUAUCUGUCAGCAGACCACAGCAAAAGCCUUAAAUCAAACCCACACACAACUGAAAAUUGCCUCCUCCAUCUUGCCCCUUUCUGUGGAGAAGAAGGAGAAGUGCGCUGACGCCUCAGCAGGUGACAUUCCGCGGGCUGACCACCAGUCCGCACUGAGGAGUCUGGAACCUCGGGGGCACCUUGGAGUGCCUCUUCUCCUGUCCCUGAGCCCUGGUGAAGGGCCAGUGCUACCCACCUUCCACUAGAUCCUCCAGUGGGGCACCGAACUGCAGAGGACUAAACAGUGUGGUGUGUUUUGGCUUGAUUUUUCAAUACUGGGCAGCUUGGCUGGGGCUGACCCCAUCAGUGAAAACAGUACUCACACAUUUCCGGCAGCUCAUGAGUCUGGGGAGGGAUCGGAGUUUACCUGCAGGCCGUUUGAAGGAGGAAUGUUUAAUAAAGGCUUUGAUUUAA
Ochotona princeps (American pika) is the source of this 8617-nucleotide messenger RNA. It is a transcript of the gene GCN1, whose product is annotated as GCN1 activator of EIF2AK4. NCBI's taxonomy places the organism in Eukaryota, Metazoa, Chordata, Mammalia, Lagomorpha, Ochotonidae. Gene Ontology annotation, molecular function: protein kinase regulator activity. The record is from RefSeq and is a predicted model, not a curated record. Gene Ontology annotation, biological process: regulation of translation; cellular response to amino acid starvation. Bases 39 to 8054 code for a protein of 2671 amino acids. Gene Ontology annotation, cellular component: cytosol. The transcript is spliced from 58 exons.